Molecule: messenger RNA, 11787 nt
Organism: Aedes aegypti (yellow fever mosquito)
Lineage: Eukaryota; Metazoa; Arthropoda; Insecta; Diptera; Culicidae
Product: vacuolar protein sorting-associated protein 13B
Exons: 10
Coding region: 308-11629 (3773 amino acids)
Source: RefSeq, a predicted model, not a curated record
GACCGAUAGCAACAACACUCAAACAAAGAAGAAAACGCAACUGAAGGAAGUGAAGGAAGACUGCCUCCGUGGAACGAAAAAAAAAUUACCUGUGGUGUUAUCAACAAUUUUUAUCGGAUGCUUCAAGCUAGAAGCAAAAUCUGCCAGUGGGAUUUAGUCAUCGUUUGUGCAGUGUAUUUUAUCGGUGAUUGUGCGAGCAAAGUUUUAGUGUUUCGAAAGUGCGUCAAAAUUCGCACGGAGCAGCAGCCAAAAGUCCCGUUAUGUUUUUGAUUUGAGCACCAAGAGUGGCCUCAUUUUCGGAAACAGAAUGUUCAAAAUCGAGUCCUACAUCACGCCCAUCAUCCUGAGCUAUGUGGAGAAGUACGUGAAGAACAUCCGGCCGGAAGAUUCGCAGGUGUCGCUAUGGGGCGGGGAAGUGGUGUUCCAGAAUCUGGACCUGAAGCUGGACGUGCUGGAGGAGGAGCUGUCGUUGCCGUUCCAGUUCCUGUCCGGGCACAUCCACGAGCUGGCCAUUCGGGUGCCGUGGACGAAGAUUGCCUCGGAACCGAUCGUGAUCACGAUCAAUACGAUUGAGUUCGUACUGAAGCUGCAAGAACCAGGGAAUCGAUCCGCUCCUCGGAAGGAUGCCUCCAAGAAGGGCAAAAAUUCGGAGGAAGCUCCCCCACCGGGUUACAUGGCCUCGCUGAUCAAUCGAAUCGCCAAUAACAUCACCAUCCGUUGUCACAACGUGAUCCUGAAGUACGUCGAGGAGGACAUCGUGGUGUCAAUGAACAUCCAGCAGCUCUCGAUGGAAUCGGCCGAUGGCAAGUGGAAUCCGGCGUUUAUCGACAUCUCGCCGACGAGGAUUUCCCUGCGCAAGUUGAUCAACAUCGUGGAUCUUACCAUCUGUCUGGACAAGCGCAAUUCGGCGGGGAAGAUUGAAGUGUGCCAGGAACCGGUUCUCUAUCGGAGUACGCUGCAGGCCCGGGUGCUGAUGAAGUACAGUAACGUUCCGACGCAGGACAGGUCCUCCAUCACUCGGAUCGAUAUCCAUAGUAAGUUUCUGGACUUCAACGUUUCGUCGCAGCAGUUUCCGAUGCUGAUGCGGUUGUUUGAGCUCGGAAUGGCACUGAAGCAAGGCAAGAUCAAAAGCGAGAUUGCCCUCGUGCAGGAAUCUGGAGCGGAAGGUGAAGGGGAGACCGGGCAGGAAUCGCUGCUGUCGUGGGCGUGGAAUUUGCUGCCUUCGUUCUUUCCGGAGGAGAACGAGAGUGAUCAUACGGAGGAUCACGAGUUUCAUGUGUUUCAUGCCGGGUACUACGUGGAUCGGAUGCGGAUGAUUUUCAAGACGCAGGAGUUCGUGGGGGACAGUGUGGUCGGAACGGCCAGAAAGAUCAAGUACAAUCCUUUCUUGCAGCUGGAUUUUGAUGGAGUACAUGGAGAGGUGGUGAUCUGCGGUUUGAAGUGGUUCAAUGUUUCUGGGGGGAUUGCUAGGAUAGGGCUUCAAGCCUUAGACGAUUGUCCUUGCGGACAACCUCUGACAAUUCGGGAGAUUUUCCAGAGUGAGGCACAGCUGUCGCGAGACGAACAUAUCAAGGGUUCAUUCUUUGACGACAGCUCCGGAGAGAGUCGUAAGUACAAUGUCAACUGGAACUAUCAUCUUGGGACGUACAGUCAGGAUGUGCUUUUGGGUAAAUCUCCUGCUAUAGCUAUGGAUAUUGUCCACGAAGUGCAGAUUCCGGAUGAUCGGAAAACUUCAGAUUUCGGAAGUGAUCUAGAGUUCAGUAAUCUGUCGGAAAAGUACAUGAUUCGGGCGUUUUUCGGUAAGUUCCGGCUAAAAUUCGGUGCUGAUACUCUUCAUCGGCUGAAAACGUUGAUUUCGUAUAAGGAUGCCUAUGAGUAUUCUCCGUACUACGAAGAAAAGCCUAUUCCUAGUUUAAAUCAGCUACUUCCGCCAUCUGCGGAGGAUUACGACGCUCUGAUGAACGAAAUACCAUUGAAACAAGUUCACAUCACGAUCAUUACCCCUACUCUGGAACUGUUCCCUUUUGAUCAUGGCAAAUUCCAGCUUGGGAGGAAGCGUAGCUCCAGUAAGUUCUCCCAAAAUGGUCAGAUGAUCCCUUACUUAUCGGUAGUCUUCAAUCGGGUCGAGUGCAACAUCCUAACGCCUCUCUACCCCAACCGACUGAUCUUCACAACUUGCCAACUGCCGGAACCACCGUCCAAGCUGUUCGACAGCUGCUUCCAUUCCAUUUCCGGAAAUCUGGAACGCCUCCAAAUCAAACUACACCACAACGAUUCAGAACUGCUCAUUGCCACGGCUAUCAACCUCAAUCACCAGCAUCGAUUCCUCAUUUUCCCGGAACUGUGGCCCAACUCGGAACUCAACAAAAUUGAGCACAACUACGGCAUUUCCGACCUCAAGUUGCUUCUCAGCCCUCCGCAAACCUCAGCCGCAUGGUCCAUCUUCCAGACACUCUCCACCCAAACUGCCUUCUUUCAUCCGUCCGCAGAAAUCCUUUCGAACCUCUUCAAUACCGCAAUGCCAACCCUGGACCUCACAAUAUCCCAAGUUCAUCUCCGGCAAAUCUUCUCAGAGUGCACUAUGUCCCUCAAACUGACCUCCCGCAGCCUCCGCUGUCUCUCCUACAUUCCCAGUACUUCGGCUACUCAACGUUCCCUCACUGCCCUCUGGCCGGAUCACCCCACCGAUGAAGACUUCCUCACCAUCAUCGUCCAACUUCCGAUCGAUCAUCAACUGACCUCUCUUGAGCAUCCUCCUCUCUUCUACGGACGCUUCCUCGAUCUCAGUCUCAACUUCGAUCCCACCCUCUAUGAAUUCCUCCGCAUCCUCCCGGCAAACCUAGCCGCCUGUCAGGAUGACCCCCUAGCUCGGACCCACGCCCGCCACUCCCUAAGCCCGCGGAAAUCGGUCGAACGCAUGCUGCCGAAGAAAGCCACCCAGCCCAUCACCUCGGUCCACUCCAGUUCGGACAAGGUCGACACGCAACCUCCGCCGGCGUUGACUCCCCUUCCGCCGAAGGUGGGAUCAACCGUCGCCGAAGAUGACACCGAGAAAGACGAAGCGGUACCGCAGGAGAGCACAGAAGCGCUCGUCGGAGUGGAGUUUUGGAAGCAGCUGUCCCGUAGGAUCAUCUUCCAUCUGGAGCUGCGGCACUGCACCGUGUACUUUCCGCAGCGCAACAUCGAACACGAGCCGAUCGGAGGCAGGAGGCCACCACCCGAGGAAGAGUUCGGAGACAAUGAGAUCGUCAUGCUGAAGCUUCCACUCAUUACGAUCAAUUCGGCAUUAAAAUCGACAAGCCUGUCCGCCAACAUCAACCGGUUUCCCAUCAGCCUGGCCAAGUCUGUGUGGCCAGACGACAAAGAAAGCUUCCCGUGGACCAUCUCGCUGGCCAACACAUCCAGCUGGACCUACCAGAACCGGCAGAUGAACAAACUGCUCGACGAAACGACCACCAACAUAUCGCUGGUGCUGAACUUCAAGGAAGAUGGCACAGCUUCCUCCGCAUGCUUCCACGUGGACACCUCGCCGCUCAAGGUAAACUUGUUCCAGGAACAGCUGGCACUUCUCAACGUCACACUGAAUAGACUGUUGUCCCUACCGAUGGUUCGAGCUCGUAGCGACUCAAAUGGAAAAUCACGUGAGCCACAGAUUUUGGAGAUCUCCCAGAAAUCCAGCAGCGCCGCAACGGCAACUGAUUUGAAGGAGUUCUUGGAUAUGACCCACAACUCCAGUAGGGCUUCCGAGGAAACCCUAAAGGAAUCAGGCAAAAAGGAAGCUCUUCCCAUUUCCGUUUGGCUGCAGUGGACCUUUUCAAAGGUGACAGUCAAUUGUAUCGGAAAGGACGAAGUCGGCCAGAUGAAAAUACGACUUGCUAUCGAAUUGGAGGACAUCAUCUACAGCUUGGACAUGCAAGACGUGUAUCUGCAAAUCAAGGCCAAAGUCGGUGGCAUGAGCGUCCAGUGCUACGAAUUCGACGUCGACAAAGGAGCUUGGGCCAAGAAUGAGGCGCUGGCAUUGACAGUGCAAACUGACUCAGGCGGUUCAAGCAAAUCCGCCAACGAUACAUUCCUCAACCUAACCUUGACGAAGGCAGAAACCACAAACGUACAUACCAAAUGGGACACGGUUCGAAAGAAUCGAGAACAUAACGACACCCUCAUCGAAGUCAUCGCCAAAGUAGAGCAAAUCGAUCUACGACUAGACCUGGAUCUGCUGGAACAAUGCUUAGAUGUUCUAACGAUUUUCCAAAAACAAGACGAGCCCGAGCCUCCUCAGAAAGUGUUCGGCGUGAGAGAUCUCCCCCUGAUUCUGUUCUCCAGCAAAGGACUUCGCUUGUUUAUUCCUCUCAGAGAUUGCUCCGAUCGCUGCAACGCCUACAUCUUCAAGAUCAAUUCCAUCACCAUGCAUCACAACGUGGAGAACCCCAUCUGUCGGGUUCCUUUGCGUCCCGACGUCUACACCAAGGCUGCCCAGAUGCGAAUCCUCAACGUCCCGGGGUCCAAAAUCGAAGAUCGCCAGUACGAAGUCCUGCUGAAGGAGAUCUCGCUCAGUACGGCCUGUUGGUCAGACAUCCUGGCGUAUAUCCAAGAUCAAACCUCGGCCACCACCCACCACGACAAUCCGGCCUUCGAAUGGAACAAUCUUCAAGAUGUCCAACGAUCGUCCGACUUCGAAGUCAACACGAUUUUCAAAGAGUUCAACUUCUCCGUCAUCUACGCUCCCUGCAUAAUCUACAAAAAUGUUCUCAUCUGCAGCCAAGCCAUGGAGCUGAACUGCAUGUCCGAUCUUCUCAUGGACCUGGACUUGGAUCAACUACGCCUGGCUGGCAAUAUCUCCCGCAAAAUCAGCAGCAUUCUGCAAGUGAUCAGUCCUUUCCGACAUGGCAGUUCCUCCUCGAACAGCAGUGUGGUCGAGUUCAACCCUGCCCUAUUCAGCAGACAAAUCAGUCAAGAUGCUAUCAGCAUCGACUCCGUGAGGUCGCUGCGAGACUCCGAGUUACCACGAACUCGUCGAAGCUUUUCCAAACUCUCUCGCUUUGAGGAGGACUCCGGUGUGGAAUCGUACAGAGCGUCGGACACGAAGCAGGCAACUUCGAGUGGUAGAAGAAGCAUUGGAGGAGGAUCUCGCCAGAGAAAGAUCUCCAGCCGGUCUUCCGAGCAGAUGUUGAAAACUUCCCUUGGUCCUUCCGCGGAAAAUCAGGUCAUUCCCUACGAAGUCUGCUUCCUAGGCGGUUACUUCAAAGUUAAUCUGCAUGAUAGAAAAUCAACGGAUCAAGAUUCUAAAGUCCUGUUCCGGAUGGUGAUGGCUCAACCGAAUGGAUUACUAUCCCUAAAUCUUCUAGAAAGGGUCGUUCAACUAUCCCUGUUCGACUUGAUCAUCGACCUCGAUGAGCUAUCGCUGCUAAAAACGCUUCCCGGAGAGCCGGACGAUCUUGGCAUACCGCAACCGAUUAUCAAGACCCGUUUCGUAAACAGCACGGCCAAGAAGAACAACGAACUGAGCGUGGAGUUCAAAAGACCGAUCAAGUUUACGGUCUCGCACCAGAAAUUGAAGGUCCUGCAAGAUCUUGGCGAUAUUCUGGUUGGGACCAUGGGUGCACCACAAGCAACCGAUCGACCUCAGCGGAGCCUGAGGAAACUCCCCAAACCCAUACUGAGCCGGAAUAAAUUCAAAAUGAUCAAGUCCAACAUGUACGACGUCGAAAAGGUCAGCGUAAGACUGUCCCAGACGAUGAUCCACCUUCUGGACGAAGAUCACCAAACGUACAACUGCAAACUAUCAUUUUCUGCCAUUCAAUCGACAUUACGAGUGCAAGAGCGACCGGCUCGCAUGUCGUUCAAUCUGGACCUGGAAGAACUGGUCUUCUGCCAAGCUUCGUUCGUGAUCGUGCAUCCAUUUUCAUUCAAUCUGCAAGCGACCUUGACCCAGGAAUAUUGGAAACGCGAUCCGUUGAUCCAAGUUAAGCUGCAUUCGAGUUAUCUUCAGCUGGAUUUCAAUCCGAACAAUCUGCAGGAAGUCCAGAGUAUGUCGGAACUCUUCAAUCAAGUACUAGGUGCAAAGUCUUCGGAAGAAACCGCCAGCAGAACUUCGGUAUCUGCCAGUGCCAAUAUGACGCCAAGUCGGGAGAAUCUGAUUCCUCUGUCGGCGCCGGGAUUCUCCCGAAGGGACUCCAAGGGAGUUCAGGAGGAGCACUACCAAGAUGAUCUCCGGGCCGGGGCGUUUCAAUUUAUCGAGUCCAGUCGAAGUAACGAGUUGCCACUGCCGUACCAGAUUAAGAUCAUCAACCGCGAUCAGGGAAUCAUCUGCUGGCGAUAUCCUCAACCUAGGGCGCUGUACAAUGUGACCGUGUAUCCGGUGCCGAUGAGCACCAACAAACCCCUGAAGAUUCAAUGCAAGCUGGAGUACUACUCGGAGAUCUACAGCGACUUUUUUGAGUUGUGCGACUUUACGUUGUGCGAGAACGAGAAGGUCAUGUUGAAGCUGCCCUCACGCAAGAUCGCCUCGUCCAUCUGGAGGAUCGUCAUGACGCAGAAUGUCAUCUACGAAGGCGGUGGCAGUGACGAAUCCAGCGGCGAAACGGACUCCACCGAGCAUGGCAAAUCUCUCAUCUCGAACAUUACCGACGUUCUGAAGGACACUUACUUGUCGACGGGUCGCAUCGUAAGUCUUCCAUAUCGACUGCACCCGAAGAUCUUCGUGGCUUGCAUGCGGGUUGAUUCGAUGUUCAACCCGAACCUCAUCCCGAACGUCGAAUGCACCGUAGAGCUUCGACCCGUCCAGAUCAAUUUGUUCAACGUGACGAACUUUUCGAUGGAUUCGAAACUUCCGAAACCCUUUGAAAGCUAUCGACUUUGCAAGGAAACCAUAGGAGCCAAGAAUCACAAGUUUCUGAUGCUCAACUCUAGCCACUUGCGGAUUCGCACGGCUAUCUACGACAACUUUGACGUACUGCUCAGUGGAGAGUUGAACCUGCACUGCGAUCUCCUGGACUAUAGUCACUACACAUUCGAGAACAUUUUGGAGUUGGUCAACUUGAAAGUCAUCGCUUCGAUCGAGGAAGACUCGUUGGAACUGAAGACGAUAUCGGAUGACAUACUGGUGCGUUAUGGGCCUUCAGUGGGAUACAACUUGAUAGUGGCGGAAAGAUUCUGGAACUCCAAGGAAGGUUCGGUGUUGAUGUACGGAAAGUACAUCGUUUGCAAUCACACUCACGUUGGGUUGAAAUUCGGUCAGUACGACACCGGGGAGGCGAUCUUCGUGGGUACCCACGAGCUGUGCCUGUACGUAUUCAAAAGUUGUCGUCAUGCCCAGGUUCUGCAGUUGACGUUCAAUGAGAACACAAAAGAUAUCUGCACCGAACCGUUUUCCGUUGCGAAGGAAGGCUUGUUCUAUGUGAGAGUUCUUCCGAUUUUCGAAGAAGACGUUGAAGACGAAAAGCUGUUCGUGGUAAGGAUCGAGAACCUUAGCAACGCUCAGAAACGUAUCACCAUUGAAGGGCAGAUAAAUUUCUUUAACAUGACGACGCAGCGGCUGAAGAUUCAGUACAAGUUUUACAAGGUGAUUCCGAACAGCGAGAAACAUUACGUGUCCACGAGCUUCUUAAUCGAUGGCGGUUCCAAUGCGAACGUAUUCGGCGCGGCGAACAACAAGAAUCAGCAGAGCUUCAAGAUCUCGAUCGACGGUGAGAAGAAAGGCUGGUCUGGAGACAUUCCGAUGCGGGAGAUUAUGAACGGUUCGAAGCCCUAUUUGGUGAAGAUUCCGACGGAGAUCGUCAAGGAGGGAUUCCUCAGCUAUUGGGUACGAAUCAUCCGGGAGAGGAUCGGCGAGAAUGCGGAACUUAAGGAUGCCUUCAACGAGCGGGUUCUGGUGGUCAUUUGGCCGCUUUUUAUGGUGCAAUCGAUGCUAACGGUCAACACCACUGCGUACGAGGAGAAGAUCGAUCAGACCUUCUCAAUCUACGGUCAGGGCGAACGGAGACAACUCGUCGUCUCUGGCACAAAUGCUGAUGAGCAUGAGCUGCAAUUCCGGAUGAACUUCAACGCCCUUCACGGAGAAGACAAGCGAAAGGCCCUACUGUCGUAUCGGUUGAUCGACGGGCGAUCAUUCUUCCAAGUUCCGGAUCGGUUCAAAACGGUUGAAAGCGCCAUUGAAAUGCUACAAAAGAACCACACCCUGAAUUGGCCUUGCUCCCGAGAGGACGAACUCCGCUGGAAGCGUGAGAACUCCAUCCAAGAAGCAACCCUCCCACUGUAUCACUGUUCGGCAGCACAUGAACUAUCUUGCUGUCUUAUGCUGAGUAUCGCCCCAUGGUGCUUGUUCAUCAAUCAACUGGGCUGCCAAGUGCGAAUCAAGAACUAUACAACCAACGAGCAGAACAUCGUAGAACCGAAUAAUAUCCUGAUGCCACAAUACAUCGAAGUCGGGUUCACUCUGGAACUAGACGUUGGCAUGCAGCUGGAAUCCGAACUGAUCUAUCUGAACGGAGAGUUCAAAAAGCAGGCACCCAACAGCUACGUUCUACCGGUGGAGGGUUCGAUCGAAAUCAACUUGCGAUCCGAGAAUGGGGUCACCAAUCUAGUUCUAACAUCACUCACGGAAAACAACAUCCGAGUGUUGAUCCUUGCGUCGCAGUUCGUCGUGACGAAUUACUCCAGUGUCGAUUUGCGCUUCUGGUCGUUCGGGGUGCUCGUCAACGAACGGCUUGAUCAGGUUCGCCAGGAUGACGCUGCGCCACAUACCGCUUGCUACAGUCUACCGAAGAACAGCCGCAAGUGUGAGAAUCCCCAAGGCACGGCCAUCACCGUCUUCAACAACCUAUCCAAGCACAAGAACAAGCUCAAAUUCAACAGUAGCUACAACUGCUACCUUACCCUCUAUCAGCACGAUGGCAACGAGUUCUCCAGCCCGAUCUACCUCAACCGGGCGCUAUCGCGGAAAAGUUUCUCCGUUCAGUGUGACGAUCGGUACAUUCCCGUGUCGCUCUCGAUCGUGGCCCACCAGGGUCAGCAGCACGUGUCCAUCUACGACGAUCCGUGUCCGUCGUUUGCCAUCGAGAAUCGAACCGAUUUCAACAUCUACGUGGCGCAGUCCGACACGGUGAAUGCGAACAAGGCGGCCACUGCCGUUCCGGAGUGCGUCGUCGAGUCGAACUUUGUGUGGUACCAGAUCGUGGGAUCGCGCCAGAAGGUUUACUACACGCCACCGGCCUUGGAUGCCCUGUUUCCGGAGGCGCAGGACGUGGAAGUGGCGCUCAUCUUUGCCUGUGUUAGUGGAAGUGCAAUCCGGUGGUCUCAUCCGGUGAAGGUCGACGAAAAUAAGAACAUAUUCCUAAACAUUCCUCUGUAUGGUGAUCUCAAACUGGCUGUGAAUAUUAAGAACCGUACUACUGAUGUUGUGAUCGACUACAUAAGUCAGGACCUUGAAUUUUCCGCCAAAGACAUUCGCACUCGUCUGCUGAAUCCAACGGCACUUCCAGCUGACCAGGACCCGGAUCUACCCCAGAAACCCACCCCGAAACAGUCGUCUUCCCCAGUUGUGAACAGCUCCGAACAACUGCUGCUUCAUUCCAAGCGGAUAUCGUUCCGAGGGUUCUUCAAAUCGCUCAAUCUAACGCUGUUCAACGAUGACGAAAGCAAAUGCUGCUCCAAGGUGGACCUGGUUUCGUUCAAUUUCGAUCGGCUCGGAGUUGAGAUGAAUACUGGCGGGGACAGCAGCAAGGCUUUGGUGCAAUUCGUUGCCAUUCAGGUGGACAAUGAACUUCAUAGUAGUGGGGAGUACGACUUCCCGGUGGUUUUGUGCAGUGAAGACCACGAGGCCAAGCAAGCUCAGCCGGUGGUCAUCCCGAAUCAGUAUAAGUUGGAAGAUUGCUUGGAGGAAAUUGCUGGCAAUGCUUUGUGCUCGAUUUAUGCCGAAAUGGAUGCCGAGAGUUGGACAAGCGUCGAAGGGCUGAGAUUUAAGAUCAAUCCUAUUAGAGCGUACAUCGAGGACACUUACAUUAACAUCAUGCUCGAUUAUCUGGUGGAGUGUCUCCCGAUGAACUUACUGUACCAUCCCGAGGAACCAAUCGAACGGAUAAAGUGUGCUCCUGGCCAGGUUCUCAUUCCAAAACUAGUCACCCAGCAGUCUUCCUACCUUGCUGAUCCAAUCAAGUUCCGCUACAUCCGGAUAGAACCGUUGCAUGUGCUGCUUUCGGUGCACACCUGUAUGCGUCUGUACAUAGCUUUGGAUCACAGUCCAUUGGAUUUCUCCGCUUUUGAGCGGUUGAACGUGCGGUCCCUUCCGAUACGGUUUGGAAACUCGCUGGGUAUGCAUUACCUGUCGGGGGCGAUCUUCGGCGGCGGUUGGGUCAUUGGAUCGUUGGAGAUACUGGGUAGUCCCAGUGGGCUGGCACGAUCGGUGACUAGUGGGCUGAGGGAUUUUGUGUCGCUGCCUGUACAAGGGUUGUUCCGAGGACCUUGGGGAUUCUUGGUUGGGCUGACACAGGGAUCAACGUCGUUGGUGAGAAACAUUACAGCGGGAACGGUCAACUCUGUGACUAAGCUGGCUACAUCCGUCGCCAGGAAUUUGGAUAGGUUGACUCUGGAUACGGAACAUGUCCAGAGGACGGAUGCUUUGAGGAGACGACGUCCUCAAGGAAUGACAGAAGGUUUCACGCAAGGAUUGACAGGGUUAGGAAUCAGUAUACUUGGGGCUGUUGGCGGGUUAGCUCAUCAUCCGUUACAAGCCAGAAGUCCAAUGGAUGUGGUUACUGGUGUGGGAAAAGGCAUUGUCGGGGCCUUCACCAAACCGAUCAGUGGUGCUGCGGAGUUGGUGGCUCUCACGGGCCAAGGAAUGCUACACAGCGUGGGAUACAACACGAUGCCUACUCCGAAAUACUUCCAGCAGCCGCUUCAGCGGUUAGAGCCGAUCCCAUACAAAGCCCUGUGGGAACCACAAACUCUAUCCGAUGGAUCGCUCAUGUUCACCAUCCACGCUACGUUUGCCGGUCGGAGUCAGUACAAGUUGGUUGUAGUGGGAGUCUACUUGAAGACGUUGGUCCUGUUGGACGUGGAGAACAGUCAGCUUCUGGAAGUGCUGGAUCUUAAAACAGUUUUCCCAAGCGUAGAUGCAAGUGAUUCCACACAGGUUCUAUUUAGGAUACGACCAGAACUUCCACCACCUCCUACGGAUUAUAUGUCGUACCCAAUCUCCAGUCGUACGUACCAGUUUGUCCAGGAGUCCACAAUGCAACUCCCGAAGCUGUCCUCCUACUCUCUUCCCCCUCUAACAAAACCAAUCACCACCACCCCCAAGGUAAGUAGAAAUCCAGCGCCGGCCGCGUCGAAUCAAGGCACCACGUUCGCAUCGCCCGAAGAUGACGACCUGACACCGCUGAUGCCAUCGUCCCGGAACUGCGACGAAGUGGCCGUCGAAAUAGAUGACGAUGACCACCAACAACUGCUGCUGGACGAUGUUCCGAUCAUCGAAGGGGACGCCAGCAAUCGCGGCGCCGAUGACAGCGAACGCCGCCUGUUGCUGUAUGUAGAGGAAAAUCUCGCUCGAUACUUGGUGAAGUACGUCAAUCUACUCAAGAAAAGCCAACAACCGGCCGGAACGGUUGUCUUUGCACCGUUCGACGGCAGAUAGUACGGGACGGUAGGACUGAAUGAAACACGAAAUUUACCGGGAAAACAGCUAUUUAUUUGGGGCAAUGCAUUUUAGUCAGUUUUAAAUAUUCAAGAUUUUUGUAUUAUUAAAUCUAUAUACACCGCUCCACGGGAAUGCAAUAAAUAUUCCAAUCAUUA